AAAUAAAAACACAACUGGCCCAAAGCUUUGUUGAGAUUUUUAAUAUGGCCAUUUUAGUGGUUGGGUUUGACACGCCUGAUCUAACAGAUGGUAAUUACAAAAUCACUUGGUAAUAUUUAGAAUCAAGUGAAUUUGAAGGCAGGACACAUACACAGCUAUACAUUUCUGUGAGCCCUCUCUUAGGCUCACCUUGCCCCAUUUGUAGGCUGAUGUAUGAUUUGGUUCAUACUGCCAAAUGUGUAGAUGUGCAUUAGCCUUUUAAGGUUUCUGAUCAAAACAAGCACAUGAGGGACACCAGACAGUACAGUGUGGUGUGGUGCCUUCCACCUUCUUCGAGGACACCUAUUUCUGUGAAUAACGAUAGUGGAUAUAAUCCUUUACAUUGUAGAGACGGCACACUGUGUAGUGUGUUUCAAUACUUUUAGAAGUGUUGGAAUACACUACAUCAGUUAGUAGUUUACCAUGAACCUAUUAAGACUCAGCUACUGAGCAAUUCAUGUUUAAUUGAUCAGUAAUUUAUGAGUAGUGAUUCCGAGGAACAUAGUUACUACAUAAUUCUUUAAGAGACCUAUGAGACUUAGUUCCUAUUUGCCAGCUUCUUGUUCAAAUUGUCCCAUUCCACCCUAAACAGUAUAGCAGCUACAUGCUGGUGCUUCAGGGAUUUUAAUAACAACUACUGCACCAUUUAAAGUGGAACCAGAAAAUUUGAACAAAAAGCUGGCGGAUAGGAAGCUGACUUCAGCCUUGUGUUAAAGCUAUUGAUAGGAUAGUUUAACUGUCUAAAUGUCCUUAUCAGAUGUUACCAGUAUUACAAAUUAAUUAGGAUAUUUUGAAAGCCUGAAUCAGCAUAUCAAGGGGAAGUAGUAAUAUUAAGCUGAGUCUAUCCUGAAUUAAAAUUUGGUAGCUUGCACGGCAUAAAUUGCUACCUGCUAGGUAGCCUAAGUUUGAACAAAAGGUCAAUCGGAAAAAAAACACCAGUAGUCACAUCAGCCCUCUGACGCAUAUAGCUGUAAAAACAAUAAUGUUAUAAUAUUUUUUCUUCAGUAUUUGAUCACCACUUUUCAAGCAGGCAUUCUGGAUGUUAAUUUUAUUAAUACCUCAUUCUCAUUAAUGAUGUGGACUGUGAAUUACAUGACAAAAAUUCCAGUAUCUUUAGAAGAGGGCACGGGCCAUGGUAAUCAAAAACAGCUCAGAGGUGGCUUUAUUUUUGGAAAAAAAAAAGAGCAGCUCACUUCCAACAGCAUGAGUUGAAAGGCACCUGCCCAAAAUGUUCAUGUAGGUUGUAUGUGCUGGCUGUGGACGCCUCCCUCCUGACUGUCUCUUUAAUUAGUUUCAGCCAAGUCAAAUACAACUUGUUUUUUAGUGACUUUUAGACUCAGGUUUGUUCGCUCCUCUAUUUGCAGACUGCAGUGUUUUCUGAUGUUUGAAAAACUCAGAACUGCUGGGAAAAUUGAACAUUACCUUCCAGAUUGCCUAUUUCAUCUGUACAUAUCCGUCAUGGGCAGAAUAAAACUAAUAAUGAGUCUGCUAUGGAUGAGUGUGUGUGAGUGCAAGGCAGCAAUGUAUGGUCAUGUUCAGUCCCCACUGUUUCCUGAGCCCUACUUAGCUGAUCUCUAUAUACGGUGGUACCUGAAAGUUCCUCAUGGAUACCAGAUCCAGCUGACCUUCAACCACCUGGACAUUGAGCCUUCUGUCAACUGCACUAAAGACUCCCUCACAAUUUUGCUUGAUGGUGAAGUUUUGGGGAAGUUCUGUGGCCAGAAGUCCACAGAUACACAUCACCCUGGCAACAAGCCCAUCUUGUCUCCAGACAACCAUCUCUGGCUGUUGUUUGAGACAGACAGCUCAAACCAAGGAUCUCAGAUGCACCUUGGCUUCUUUGUCUUCUAUCAGGCAAUUGUGGUGGACUGUGGGAUUCCUGAGAUUGCAGAUCCAGAUCUGAUAGCCCUAACAGAGGAGAGUCUACUUACAACAUACAAGCAAAACAUCAGCUUCAAGUGUCUAUCAGAGUACUACAAGCUGGAUGGAGAUGCUAACUUUACUUGUGAUGCUAAUGGUAACUGGAUAUCUGAAAGGGGACAGAAUCAUUCCCAGAAUGCACCACAUUGUGUCCCAGUAUGUGGCAUGAAUAAACAGACCUUUUCUGCUGGAAGGGUUUUUGGAGGACAGGAUGCUAAACUGGGACAAAUUCCCUGGCAACUUCUGACAAAACAACCGAAUCGAGGAGGUGCCUCUCUAAUUAGUGACCGCUGGGCUAUUACAGCAGCUACUGUUGUGGAUGGACAGCAAACAAAAACACUGCUGUUCUAUGGAGGAAUGAUUGAUGGCCUAGACCAAAAUGCAGUUAAAAUGGAAACUGAGAAGAUCAUAAUUCAUCCAGGCUAUAAAGUGGAGAGCCCAGUGCAAACAAACUAUGAUAAUGACAUUGCUCUAGUGAAGAUGUCUGCCAGAGUGCCACUCAGUACCAAUGUCCUGCCAGUGUGUCUGCCAGAGAAAUCAAACGGGCCGGUGAUGGAGGGAAAGUCAGGAACAGUCUCAGGGUUUGGAGGAACAUCGAAGAAUCCUUUAAGGAGUAGAUUUUUGCAGCAUGGUCCUGUGAAAGAAUAUUCAGAAGUUCCUUGUUUUAGCACCACUCUGAAGGUCACUGAUAAUAUGUUCUGUGCUGGAGGAGAUGAUGAAGAUGUGGAUACCUGUAAAGGUGACAGUGGUGGGCCACUGGUAAUUCCACUGUUGGGAAGAGGGUCUCCAGAAACACCCUACCGACUCAAAGGUAUCGUGUCAUGGGGUCCUGCUAAAUGUGGAGAUAAAAACUUUAAAGGCUAUUACACCAAAGUGGAGAACUACCUGGACUGGAUCAGAGAAACCAUGGAGAACAACUAACACCAGCUUCAUCAGCAUGUUCCCUCCAUGAGUAACCACAGAUUAAAUCUGAGAUUUUACAGCAAGUGAUCUGAGAUCCAGUCACAGACCUAUUGAAAUUACUCAUAUUCAUGUGAUUUCUCAAAAUCUUGAAAUGUAGAACAUUUUAAAACUUAUUAAAAGCUUUUUUUCAGGAUUCCA
Molecule: messenger RNA, 3060 nt
Organism: Colossoma macropomum (tambaqui)
Lineage: Eukaryota; Metazoa; Chordata; Actinopteri; Characiformes; Serrasalmidae
Product: complement C1s subcomponent-like
Exons: 6
Coding region: 1420-2880 (486 amino acids)
Biological process (GO): proteolysis
Molecular function (GO): serine-type endopeptidase activity
Source: RefSeq, a predicted model, not a curated record